This is a messenger RNA of Rhagoletis zephyria (snowberry fruit fly), 1038 nucleotides long. The record is from RefSeq and is a predicted model, not a curated record. NCBI's taxonomy places the organism in Eukaryota, Metazoa, Arthropoda, Insecta, Diptera, Tephritidae.
UCUGAGCCGGUCGGCGUUUGCGGUCAGAUAAUACCUUGGAACUUCCCUUUAUACAUGUUCUCUUGGAAGAUUGGACCAGCGCUCACGACUGGAAACACUGUGGUGAUUAAGCCUUCUGAGCUGACCCCGCUGACUGCCCUUCACGUGGCCGGACUAUCCAAAGAGGCGGGAUUUCCCGAUGGAGUACUCAACGUAUUGCCCGGAUUUGGCUCCAACGCAGGCGCCGCCAUUGCCGCCCACAUGGACAUUGACAAGAUCGCCUUCACCGGAUCGACGGCAGUGGGAAAGCUCAUUCAAAGCGAGGCAGGCCGCUCCAAUGGAAAGCGAGUCACACUGGAGUGCGGUGGAAAGUCUCCUCUCGUCGUUCUGGACGACGCCGAUCUUGAUUUGGCAGUAAAGUACGCCCAUGAAGGCAUCUUCUUCAACACUGGCCAAUGCUGCUGCGCCUCGUCUCGAGUUUUUGUUCAGGAGAAAAUCUACGACGCUUUCGUGCAAAAGUCCGCCCAGCUGGCUGCCAGUCGUAAAGUGGGCGACCCUUUCAGUGAGGAAAUUCAGAUGGGCCCUCAAAUAGAUUUAAAACAGUUCAAGAAGACUCUGGGGCUAAUUGGCAAGGGCGUAGAGGAAGGUGCCAAGCUGGAGGCUGGCGGAGAGAAGGCCGCCGAUGUGGGCUACUUUGUGAAACCCACGGUUUUCUCCAAUGUCACCGACGACAUGACCAUUGCCAAGGAGGAGAUUUUCGGCCCAGUUCAGUCGAUUCUCAAGUUCAAAACCUUUGAAGAGGCCAUAGAUCGAGGCAACAACAAUCCGUAUGGUCUGGCUUCGGGUAUCUUUACCAAGGAUCUAGAGAAGGCAAUUCAGUUUUCCCAGCUCAGCCAAGCUGGCUCGGUGUGGGUGAACACUUACUUAGCUCUUACCUCUCAACUUCCGUUUGGUGGGUUUAAACAGUCUGGCUUUGGACGCGAAAAUGGUGAAGACGGCCUUCACGAGUACCUGGAGACUAAAACAGUGGCAAUUGCGAUCAGCCAGAAGCACUCCUAA